UGGAAAGAACAGGGUGUUUUUCCAUGAAAGGCUUUCAGGUUUCACCUCUCCCCAUCCCUGCCCCUUACUGCACUGUGCCAUAGGGGACAUCACAAGGACGCACGGAAAUGCCCUGGAUUUAUGAAAACCACAGAAAACUGGCAUGUUCUGUAUGCUCCUACCACCCAUCAGCUGUACCAUCCCAUACACUUCCCGAUCCCGAGGCCGCAGCACAGCUGGUGUGCCAGGCGGGAUUUGGUUUCCCACAGGCGCCCUCAGCCCCAGGGCCGCCGCGGUGCCAGUCCCGUGGCUGCGGUCCCAUCCCCUUUCCCGGCAGCCCUCCAGGCUCCACGGUGACCACGGCCCUUCCCCACAGCCAGACCCUGUUGUUGUUCCGAAACUGUUGUGCAAUCAAAUGUACAAGAAGGUGGUGCAGCUGACAGGUAGAGCAAGUGAGCUGCAGGAAUCAGACCUCAUGAAAAAAUCAUCUGGUAAUUGUUUUUCACCAGAGAGGAGUGGCACCUCUAAGGGAAUGGUGGAAGGACGCUUCGGUUUCAGGGCAUGCUGCUGACCAGACAUCCUCCAGCACCCUACCUCUUUCUUAGAGGUAAAAUCACCCAGCUUUACUAACUCUGACAUCACAAAAACUUCAAUAGUCAUCUGGCGAGAAGAAUAAAUAGAGCUAGAUACAGAAGCAAAACCCAGAAGCAGCAAGCUGUUGGUUUUCAUCAGCUUGUUACUGAUCUGCCUUUGAUGUUUCUGGAUGCAACUGUCAAGGUCAGCCAGUACUGAACUGAGUAUGAUAAUUUGUUACUGUGGCCAGUGAUAUGGCAGUAUGUGGAGUAAGUGAGAGGAAAACUUCUUUGUUCUUGGAGAGGAGCCUUCUCAGUUGGUGCUAGAGUAGCCAUGGUUCUGCUUACACUCAGUGUGACUGCUGGGAAAGACAUCAAGGAGUUUCCCUCCACGAAGUCAUCAAUAAGGAGUUCCUACAUUUGAAGGAUAAGGCUAAAAAAAAAUUGAGAGUGCACCAAGAGAACAUCAGGUUAUCGUGCAAAGGCCUCAACAUGAAGAAGUAUGAGACUAAUUGAUUAAACUACUCAAACCUGGAAAAAUGGCAUCCUGAAGAACACAGGCAGCGUGGGCAUGUCCUUGACUGUCUGGACAGCAUGUGGUAUCCUCUCACUUUUUGGUGCCCUCUGCUAUGCUGAACUAGGAACAUGCAUUAAGAAAUCUGGUGGUCACUACACCUAUAUCCUGGAGGCCUUUGGUCCAUUACCUGCUUUUGUGAGAGUCUGGGUUGAACUACUCAUUAUUCGCCCUGCUGCCACAGCAGUGAUAUCGUUGGCAUUUGGACGUUACAUUUUGGAACCUUUCUUUAUGCAGUGUGAAAUCCCAGAACUUGCGAUUAAACUUAUUACAGCUGUUGGCAUCACACUGGUGAUGGUCCUGAAUAGCACAAGUGUCAGCUGGAGUGCCCGCAUUCAGAUGUUCCUUACCUUUUGCAAGCUUGUAGCAAUUCUGAUAAUUAUAGUCCCUGGAGUUAUCCAGCUAAUUAAAGGAGAAACACAGCACUUUAAAAAUGCCUUUGCGGGGAAUGAUGCCAGUGUUUUGGGACUACCACUUGCUUUUUAUUCAGGAAUGUAUGCCUAUUCAGGCUGGUUUUACCUCAAUUUUGUUACUGAAGAAGUGGAAAACCCUGAAAAAAACAUACCCCUCGCAAUAUGCAUUUCAAUGAUUAUCGUCACAGUUGGCUAUGUGUUAACAAACGUGGCUUAUUUCACUACAAUCAGUGCUGGGGAAUUGCUGCUUUCAAAAGCUGUAGCAGUGACCUUUGCCGAACGGCUAAUGGGAAACUUUUCUUUAGCUGUACCAGUGUUUGUUGCUCUCUCCUGCUUUGGAUCUAUGAAUGGUGGUAUUUUUGCGGUCUCCAGGAUGUUCUUCGUUGCAUCCCGCGAGGGUCACCUUCCGGAAAUUCUCUCCAUGAUUCAUGUCCGCAAGCACACUCCUCUGCCAGCUGUCAUUGUUUUGCAUCCUCUCACAAUGAUAAUGUUAUUCAACGGGGAUCUCUACAGCCUCCUGAAUUUCCUCAGUUUUGCCAGGUGGCUUUUUAUUGGACUAGUAGUUGCUGGGUUGAUUUAUCUCAGAUAUAAACGUCCUGAUAUGCCUCGUCCUUUCAAGGUUCCUCUAUUUAUUCCAGCAUUGUUUUCCUUCACCUGUCUCUUCAUGGUUGCACUGUCACUUUACUCUGACCCAGUGAACACAGGGAUUGGAUUUGCAAUAACCCUGACUGGCAUUCCUGCCUACUACCUCUUUAUUGUAUGGGACAAGAAGCCAAAGUGGUUCAGAAAGCUCCUAGACAGGGUAACCAGAACAUUGCAAAUCCUCCUGGAAGUCAUCCCAUCAGAGGAAGACCAGAAAUCGUGAUCUUCAUGUACAGCUUUUGGCUUGCUGUUUCAUUUCAACCUGAAAUCAAGAGAGCAGGGAGAUUUAUCCCCCUUCUCAACAUCCUGCAAACUGGAGGAACAAGUCACAGUCGAGAUGGAAACCGAGCAAGUCACUUACCAGAACUGUAUUUUACAAUGCUUUUGCAAAAUAUUUUUUAAUGUGGUUGGUUUAUAUGUAGAAAGCAAGAACUUGUGUUAUGAGGGAACUCAUCUCUUCAAUAGUUCUUUUGUUACAGAGUCCUAUUUUAACAAACUGUAGGUUCGUCAAGCUAGGAUUUUCGUUGCCUUGUCACUGAAAACAGGUUUAAGUGAUGUGUAAGUAGUAGUGGGGUCUUCUGUGAAGAAUGUAUCCUGCUUGCUGUCCCUGGAGUUCCCAGCUGUCACCAGAGAAAGGGUGAGAGAAACCUGCUGAGUUUCAGAUAAUAUGUUCUUCCUGUCAAACUGUUUGGCAGCCUGAUUUGACUUCUCUUGUCUUGCUGGAAGCCCCAGCACACUGAUGAUGAAGCACAGCGGUUUCCACACCUUUGUGGUGGCAAGUUCAAGACUUCUUCAUUCCAGAGCUCUUAUACUAUGGCUGACAGGAACAUCUUUUGAGACUUAAUAUUUCUGCCAGUGGGGCAGGAAGAUUUUAGCAUGGGAACAGUAAAUUUAUGCGUGUUUAAGUUUUUACCAGUCUGGAGAUGAUUACUGGUUUUACCAGUGUUUCUUUGUGUACGUGUACACAGGAAAUCCAGCAACUUGAGUAAUAACCUUCAAAACAGUCAAAACAUUUGAAUGUCAUCUCCGUUGCUGUAUGAAUAUUUCCUAUCUGGAAGUGUAGGAUCCUGCAGUUAUCAGUCAGGCAAACCCAAUUUAAGAGUUUUAUAUCAGUGUUGGUAGGCAGAAAUAGAUGUCACUGGUGGGAACUCGGUAUAGACAUGGCCAUAAAUGCAGUGCCUUUUUAUGAAUAAGGUAUAAGGCAAGCUACAGCACAUUUGUUGAUCUGAGUAGGAUAUGCGCCUGAUCCGUGGGCUUUUCACUCAAGCACACUCCAGUUAACUGGGCUUUGGAACACUGAGGAACAGGUGCUCUGCCUGCCUUCUCAGGGUUUUAUCUCAGCAGAACAGAGAAAAGCCAUCAAAACUGAUAAAAUCAAAUUAAAUUCACCUUCAGAACUGUUUUUGAGCUGAGCUCUGGCUCAAGUAUGAGCUGAAGUUUUGCCCUUUUUUUAAAGAGAGUUGUAGAUAAAGAAAUUUUUUAAUGCUUAGAAAUUCAGUUUUAUAUUGUUAACGACUACUCAACCUUAAGAUUAAGGUUUGUUAUCAUUCUGUUAAGAAUAUAAUACUUAACUAUUGAAUGCACUACUUUUUGAGCUGCCUGCUGUCAGCAAAUCGUAUGUUUCAUGAAAGCUUUUAUGGAACUAAGCAGCAUUAAACUUCCGAAAUUGGGAGAAAAGCACAACUUGUAGCCAGACCACUACAGUAAAGGGAGACUGUGUAUUGUAUAUGUGUUGUAUAUAUCCAGAAUAUCCUCUGCUUUAAGGGUGUACAGUAAUAUGUCUUAAAUUUAUAUAUGUUUUCCUUUUUUGUAUCUCUGUGGUGGAAUAUCACAGAAGUAGAGAAAUGCAAGUAAUGUAAAAGAGCAGUAAUUUAAGACACAGAAAACAUUUCGCAAACAAUUUUUUCUUUAAAUGUUUUCUGUUUGCAGUAACUUAAAAGUGUUAUUUGAAACUUUUUUUAGGUAAACAUUUUGAGACAGGUUUUUGUGUUGACAGUAGAUGUGUUUAAUUAGUGCUUACGUUUGGGUCAGAGUUCUGUCUUUGAGUUCAUCUCCUGCCACCCCUGUUUAUCAGGGUUUGGCCUGUGUUGUCAUGGAACGUCUUCAGAGUACACAAACUCUAAUUCUCUCUGAAAGAAAUAAAUUAUCUGGCACCCUUCAGGAGUGCACCUAACCCCUUCCUCCACUGACAGAUACUGAGUGCAUGGGAUCCAAAGCAAAACUACCCGAAGAGUGUGUGGUGUGUGAUUUUCAGCUCUGACUGUUUCAUCCCAUGUAUUCACCCCUAUUGUGCCACGUUACUUGAAAGUUUAAAUGUAGGCAGUGUUAACUUGUAGAAAUAAAUGGGCUCCAUAAAUAUGACUGAAUGUUGCUUUAUUUUCCCAUCGUGGUCUUUAAAGUUUGGAAAUGUUUCUGAAGCCUGAUUCAAUGAACACAUUUUUGCUGGGUUUACUUCAUGUAAGGGGUUAAUUUGUCCCAAGGGAUAUCCUAUGACUCAUUGACUGUGAAGUUGUAUAUUUUAGGAAGAAAAAAAAAUA
This is a messenger RNA of Lepidothrix coronata (blue-crowned manakin), 4717 nucleotides long. RefSeq names its product solute carrier family 7 member 11 (gene SLC7A11). NCBI's taxonomy places the organism in Eukaryota, Metazoa, Chordata, Aves, Passeriformes, Pipridae. The record is from RefSeq and is a predicted model, not a curated record. Gene Ontology annotation, cellular component: membrane. Gene Ontology annotation, molecular function: L-amino acid transmembrane transporter activity. Gene Ontology annotation, biological process: amino acid transmembrane transport. The transcript has 18 exons. The coding region runs from base 1123 to 2403 and encodes 426 amino acids.